AUGAGACCUCCUCCUGUCCUGACCUUCCUUUGCAUCCUGGUGGCUCUGGCCAGCGGGAACCUGGUCCAGUUUGGGAUGAUGAUCGAAAAGAUGACAGGGAAGCCAGCACUUCAGUACAACGACUAUGGCUGCUACUGUGGCCUUGGUGGCUCCAACUGGCCUGUGGACCCGACCGAUUGGUGCUGCCAGGCCCAUGACUGCUGCUACGGGCACGUGAAGAAGCUGGGCUGCGAACCCAAAAUGGAGAAGUAUCUCUUCUCUGCCAGCCACGAUUAUAUCAUCUGUGCCGGCAGGACCACCUGCCAGAGGCAGACCUGCGAGUGUGACAAGAAGGCUGCACUCUGCUUUCGCCGCAACCUGGACACCUUCGACCGCAAAUACGUCAAUUACCCCAACAAGCUGUGCACAGGGCCCACCCCACCCUGUCCCUCUCCUCCGCCCAGUCUCAGGCUGCUGUAG
Messenger RNA from Octodon degus (degu), 459 nucleotides. RefSeq names its product phospholipase A2 group IIE (gene Pla2g2e). NCBI's taxonomy places the organism in Eukaryota, Metazoa, Chordata, Mammalia, Rodentia, Octodontidae. The record is from RefSeq and is a predicted model, not a curated record. Gene Ontology annotation, molecular function: phospholipid binding; calcium ion binding. The transcript is spliced from 4 exons. Bases 1 to 459 code for a protein of 152 amino acids. Gene Ontology annotation, biological process: phospholipid metabolic process; arachidonate secretion; lipid catabolic process.